Hibiscus syriacus is the source of this 1206-nucleotide messenger RNA. RefSeq lists its product as uncharacterized. The coding region runs from base 46 to 1191 and encodes 381 amino acids. The record is from RefSeq and is a predicted model, not a curated record. The transcript has 14 exons. Lineage: Eukaryota; Viridiplantae; Streptophyta; Magnoliopsida; Malvales; Malvaceae.
AAGAGAAGAAAUGCUUCAUCUGACGUGGGAAACGUCGGAUUUAAAAUGAGGCAGCUUCCAUUUUUGGGAGUUAUUUUUACAGUUAUGUUGUACAUUGUGUAUAGAACCACAAAUUAUCAAUACUACGAGACAGAGAUUGAAACCAAAUUGCACCCUUUCGAAACAGUAGAGGAUAAUGAAUUGCCUUCCAGGAUAUCAAGAGAUUUGCCUCGUGGCAUUAUGCAAUCUCAUUCAGAUUUGGAACUAAAGCCUCAAUCGUCAAAGAAUUCACCAUCUAAAGUCAAUGUUACCACAAAUAACUUGCUGGCAAUGCCAGUUGGAAUUAAACAAAAGGAAAAUGUUGACAGUGUUGUGCGAAAGUUUUUUGCAGCGAAUUUUACCAUUAUUUUAUUCCAUUACGAUGGUAAAGUGGAUGGAUGGUGGGAUUUUGAUUGGUGUGGCAAAGCCAUUCACAUAGUGGCUCAUAACCAAACAAAGUGGUGGUUUGCGAAGCGUUUUCUACAUCCAGAUAUUGUGUCAAUUUAUGACUACAUAUUUCUUUGGGAUGAAGAUUUUGGGGUGGAGCAUUUCGAUCCAAGAAGGUAUCUAGAAAUAGUGAAGUCAGAAGGGUUAGAGAUUUCUCAGCCUGCUUUAGACCCAAAGUCAAUGGAAAUACACCACAGAAUCACUAUACGUGCUAGAAUGAAGAAGUUUCAUAGGAGAGUCUAUGGACGUAGAGAUAGAACAAGGUGUUCAAAUAUGAGGGAGGGGCCACCAUGCUCCGGAUUUGUGGAGGGAAUGGCUCCCGUGUUCUCCAGAGCUGCCUGGUUUUGUGCAUGGCAUCUCAUACAGAAUGAUCUUGUUUACGGAUGGGGAAUGGAUAUGAAACUUGGGUAUUGUGCACAGGGUGAUCGAACAAAGAACGUGGGGGUGAUUGAUAGAGAGUGCAUUGUUCAUAAGGGCAUACAAACUUUGGGUGGGACAGGAGAGCUCCCAUCGAGGAAAUCCAGAAAGAGUAGUAGGGCUUCGAGUCGAGCUUCACGUUUCGAUCCACGAGCUGAGAUUCGCAGGCAAUCCACAUGGGAACUUAAAGUCUUCAAAGAGCGAUGGAAUAAAGCCGUAGAACAAGACAAACAUUGGGUGGAUCCAUUUCCGAGGCAACCGAGGCGAAGAAACAAACGUCAAAGCAAAGUUUUUGACCUUUAUGGGUAAUCAAAGCCAUCUAUG